AUGAUUGGCACGCUUGAAUUUAUAUUUAUAGUUAUUAUUUCUUUAUUUUUUAUAAAAAUAUAUAAAUAUUUUUAUAAAAAGAAAUAUGAGAAAGAUAAUUUCCCAUCUAAAAAAUUUGAGAUAACUUGUUUGUCCUCAAAUUUAAAAGUUGAUAUUAUAUGUGAUAUAACAAAUAACUUUGGAAAAUAUUAUGCUAAAGAAGCUAUAAAAAAAAAAAAUAUAGUAUGUAUAAUUCCUGUACAUAAAACCCACAAUAAAAAAUAUGAAAAUGUUGAUAAUUUUAAUGAGUUUAUGGCUGAGUUUUUUAAAUUUCUAGAUAUAAAAAAUGGAAAACUAAUACUAGCAAGUGAAAAUAAUUGUUUGUAUGAUUAUUUACAGAUUUCCCCAGAGGAUGAUGAUGAUGAUAUUUUAUUAGCCUCAUGUAUUAUUAAUAAAAACAUAUCAAUAAUUGUUUGUGUUAUUAAUUAUGAUAAAGAGAUUGAAAAUCAACUUGAUUAUUAUUUAAAGAAUAAAAAAAAUAAUAUUUGUGCAUUUAUAAAUAAUUUAUUUUUAAAAAAUAUAAAUGACUUAAGAGAUGAAAAUGUAGAGUUAAGAGGAAAAAAAUGUCCGUUAAUUUCUAAUAGAGAAUUCAGUGAUCUUUUAGAAUUAUUUGAUUUCAUGAAUGUUAAAAAAGACUACUUACUUGAUUUUUAUUCAAUUAUGCUAAUAAAUAUGAAAAACUUUUCCUAUUUUUACAAACAUUUAGGAAAUUUAAGCUCAGGAACAUUUUUAAAUGCACAUAUAUACGACAAUUUUAUAUAUUCAAAUAUAUAUAAUUCCUUAAUGGAUAUAUAUCAUAAUUUAAUUUGUGAAAAAGUAAAAAAAGAUAAAAAGAAAAUUUAUGUUAAAAAAUUUUAUGCAUUUUAUUGUCUAAAGUAUGAUUAUAAGAAAAUGGUAAAAUUUGCUUCGAUGAAAUUAAAAAAUAAUUUAUUCUUGUUUUAUUUCUAUAAUAUUUACUACUAUAUUUACUACCAAUUAGUCCUGCAUUUUUCAAAAAAAAAUUAUUUAUAA
Plasmodium relictum is the source of this 1050-nucleotide messenger RNA. RefSeq names its product conserved Plasmodium protein, unknown function. Lineage: Eukaryota; Apicomplexa; Aconoidasida; Haemosporida; Plasmodiidae. The record is from RefSeq and is a predicted model, not a curated record. The coding region runs from base 1 to 1050 and encodes 349 amino acids. The transcript has a single exon.